AUGCCGAGAUCACAAGAUGAUCUCAAGUGGUUCGGCGAAGGCUUCGAUGGCUUUCCAAAGAUCCUUCCAGAUGAUUGUGUCGAAUACUCCAUCUAUUUAAUAAAUAACAAUCCCAACGGCAGUGACGCUCGUGACAAUUUGCGCGAGAUUCAGAAUGCGGCGAAGAAGUUAAUCAAGACUCAUUUGCAAGACUUCAUUUGGCAGCGCGAAGGUUUCGAGCUCAAAAUAAAGCGCGACGGGCAAAGGAGCUAUCUGUGGGGGCGAACCAACUUCGGUGACUCUGCUGAUGAUGAAUGGACCAUCGUGUAUUUACUGCGGGAACUGAGCGCUCAGUUCCCAGAAGUGUGGAUCAGAGUCUUCGAUACAGAUGGAGAGUUCCUUCUCAUCGAGGCAGCCAACGCGCUACCAACUUGGUUAAAUCCCGAAGUGGCCGACUUCAGAGUAUGGAUUCAUGCGGGAAAGUUGCUGGUCAUACCACUUGAACUACCAGGCAAAGCGGUCCGAGGUCUGAGCGGGACUUCAGAUAGGAUGACACUUGACAGAGCGCUCGAAUGGAUAGGCAACCCAAACCGCAAGCUGCAGCACUCAGCAAAGAUAGAAGUUGAAGCGUUUAUGCGGCUUCAAAAAUAUCCCCACCAAAUACGUGAAAGCCUGCAUUGUGCCCUCGUCAAGAUUCCUAGAAAGCUUGCCUAUAUCCUUCACAAUUUCCCCGGCUGCGUCAGUGCGGCAAUUGAGGCUUUCUACCUUCGUGACCCCAUUGCGCUCCAUCAUUUGGAAAAAGAGGGUAUAGAAGGGUUACCCUUCUCUCCACCUGACCUGGUAGAAGCUUCAGUCAAAUUCACAAAGGUCGGCUAUGCACAGCUCAGGAGUCAACAGUUUACCUUGCCUAGCGUAUGGGAGUCUUUGGCAAGGCACGCAGUAGAUCUGAAAGUAAGAGCGCAGUUGGAAAUUGGGGGAAGAUUAUCAUGCGGGUUUGCCAUGUUGUUAUCUGACCCUCACAAUAGGGACAAAAAAGAAGUGCGCGAAAUCAAACUUCUGAUUGAAGAUCUUGAGUCAGGGGAAGAGCAACUACCUUCAGACAGCGAUGUGAAAAGCUGGGGUCUGUCGGAAGAUAGCGACAGUUGGCUUGACAUCGAUUUUGGUGAGUUUGAAAGAGAGCUCGAUGGAAAAGCACAGUCAAACUCGGUACCCGCAUUCGGUGAUAAGGGCGUCCAAAACAAUCUACGCAGGACGGUAGAGCGAUUUCAAAACUUUCUCAAGAGCGAAGGCGAGAAUUCCGAUGGUGGUCUAAUAGAUGACAUGGAUCACGACGACGAUGAGACUAGCUCUGAAGCCAGCGCUUCGAGUGAUGAUGUUGAAGCAGCUGCGAGCGACACGACUAAGAAUCCCGAUGAAGAUGAUUUUACAGCCAUGAUGAGGGAGAUGAUGGGCAUGCCGGAAGAGGUCAUGAAUGAGCUCAUGAGCAAUUUUGACCUGACAUCCUCAAUCAAGCAUCUUCAGCCAGAAGCAGCCCUCAAACGAACCCAAAAACCUAAAGUUCCUACUGAACUGGAUGAAGGGGAAAGGAUCCGUGAAGUCAUGGAUCAAACUGGACAGGAGCUGCUCGAAGCUGGUGCCUUAGACCUCUAG
Messenger RNA from Bacidia gigantensis, 1629 nucleotides. RefSeq lists its product as uncharacterized. Lineage: Eukaryota; Fungi; Ascomycota; Lecanoromycetes; Lecanorales; Ramalinaceae. The coding region runs from base 1 to 1629 and encodes 542 amino acids. The transcript has a single exon. The record is from RefSeq and is a predicted model, not a curated record. Gene Ontology annotation, cellular component: nucleus.